AUGGGCGAACAACAUGACUCCUCCCCAAAUGGGGUCCAUUCUAAACCGGUCACUCUUGAUGUUGAAUUUUCGUGAGCACUAGAAAUGCAUAUGACCUCCGGAGGCUGGAUGGAUCACUGACCAUGGACGGUUCUUCUUUAGAGGUGGCCUUGAGACGCUAUUCUCUAGCCAGCGGUCUCACCGUAUACAAAUACCGGCAAAAGACGACUCUGAGCAGCCAGCGAACCUGGGGUUUCUAGUACGCUACCUAUGCGAGAACCUAAUGAAGGAUAAGAGAAAGGAACUCUUCGUUUUGGAGGACAGGAUGUGGGGUUCCUUCCGGCAGUGUUGUUGUGACAAUUACCGUACGCAUCUACACAAGCUAACAUUGCUCGCGAAAGCCGCCCCGGUAUAUUGGUCCUGAUCAAUGAUGUCGACUGGGAAUUGGAAGGGGAAGAGGAGUAUUUAGUCCAGGAUGACGACACAAUACUGUUUGUCUCUACACUCCAUGGUGGUUGAAUUGGGAUCAAGCCUAGGCCAAUGCCAAGUAACAGCUCUUGCAUCUGAGGCUGGGAUAAACUAAAUGCUUUCCUAAUUCACAACAUUUCUCACGCCGGUAUAUGUACCACUAGUGCAUAGCAAUGCUAGGAAUUGCCUAGGUUUUCGGGGGGUCACGAGGUGAUUUUUUUCUUCUUCGGGUGUGCCAAAAUGAACCAUGGUGCUGUGCUCAUGCAGUAAAAGUACGAGCACUGGCCCAUGUACUGCAUCAGGCCACAGCAAUUGAGCCAAAAACGACAAGGGGGUUAGCGAAACUCUGGCUGCAAGAAAUCCUCCACACAACAUACUGUCUAAUGGGGGCCUAGACGGAGAGGGCUAACCAUACAUCCGCACCACACAAGGCCGUUGGAACCACGGGCGUACAUUCCGAAUAAGUUACAUAUACCCAGCAGCAGCAGCAGCAGCACGAACUUAUCGGCACAAGCAGCCACCACUAUAGGAAUGGUCUGUUUUAUCAUCAGCUUUAUGUGCUCAGGCAUUGGCGCCUCUCCCUGAUCAACCAGACGGGCAUGAACUCAUCCUGCAGGACUUCAACAGCGGUCAAUCCGUUGAGCCUUUUUUAAAAGGGAAAAUAAAUAAAUUCGCCAACCAGAUAACCUCGCCGCUACUAUCAGGUCCCCUGAUCCUGGGUUGCUCAAGAUAUGUACCGAGAUCGAGAUCGAGAUCCCCAAUACGGCGAAACAAAACCGCAUUUCCAUGUGGGCCGGGGAGGAGGGGUAUGACGGCCUGCGUUGUAACUUUAUUGACCUUUCUUUUCUUUUUCUUUUUUCUUCCCCUUCGCAGAGGCCCUUUUUAAAACAUAUUUUGAGGAUCCCCCUGGCAUGCCCUCCAAUAUGGCAUGAGGGUUGGGUUACCGGUAAGCACAGGCGGACAUGGGGAAGGGGGAGAUAAUUAAUCUCCCCAAUCCCUCCCUUCUCCCACUCCCCCAUUGUGAACACGUAUUAUUGUAAAUAGCCGUGACUACCCACCAAACGUAUCCUGCAGCUCCGUUACUCACUGACUCACUCGCUCUCUCCUCCCUCCCGGUAUGUUCCAGCUUCUCCUACCGUUACGUGAUCCCAUGGAACUCACAUAAUAAGAGGUAUACCGGUGCACCGGGUCUGGUCUUGUCUUAUAUACGCAACCAAGUCAACUGACUGGAUCUAUUCUGUCUGAAACUUUCAAUUGUUUCAAUUGAUAAAUUUAUAUUCCCCAAUGUUUGCGUAAUGAAUGGAUGAUAAGCGUGCCGUGCAUAACACCGAA
This is a messenger RNA of Tuber aestivum (summer truffle), 1779 nucleotides long. The record is from the annotation of a GenBank genome assembly. NCBI's taxonomy places the organism in Eukaryota, Fungi, Ascomycota, Pezizomycetes, Pezizales, Tuberaceae.